AUGGCCUUCGCCGGCCAAACACCCACGAUUGUCGUGCUGAAGGAGGGCACGGAUGCUUCUCAAGGAAAGGGUCAGAUCAUCUCCAACAUCAACGCCUGUGUUGCAGUGCAGUCGACUGUCAAGAGCACUCUUGGCCCGUACGGUGGUGACCUGCUGCUGGUUGACGCCAAUGGCAAGCAGACCAUCACGAACGAUGGAGCGACGGUGAUGAAGCUUCUGGAUAUUGUGCACCCCGCCGCCCGCAUCCUUACGGACAUCGCCCGAUCCCAAGAUGCCGAAGUCGGUGAUGGAACAACCUCCGUUGUGGUCUUGGCUGGUGAGAUUCUCAAGGAGGUGCGGGAACUUGUCGAGCAGGGUGUCAGCUCGCAGACGAUCAUUAAGGGUCUGCGGCGAGCCAGCGCCAUGGCGGUCAACAAGAUUAAGGAGAUCGCGGUGGACAUGAUCGACGCAGCGGGUAACGAGGAGAAGAAGACUGAGACGCUCCGACGGCUAGCCGCGACGGCCAUGAACAGCAAGCUCAUCAAGCGCAAUUCGGACUUCUUCACAAAGAUGGUCGUGGAUGCAGUGCUUUCGCUGGACCAGGAUGACCUUAACGAGAAGCUGAUUGGUGUGAAGAAGGUAACUGGUGGUGGACUUCAGGAAUCCCUCUUCGUCAACGGUGUCGCCUUCAAGAAGACCUUCUCCUACGCUGGAUUCGAGCAACAGCCCAAGUACUUCAAGGACCCGAAGAUUGUGUGUUUGAACGUCGAGCUGGAGUUGAAGAGCGAGAAGGACAACGCCGAAGUUCGGGUAGAGCAGGUCUCCGAAUACCAGGCCAUCGUCGAUGCCGAGUGGCAGAUCAUUUACAACAAGCUCGAGGCUAUCUACAAGACGGGGGCGAAGGUGGUUCUCAGCAAGUUGCCUAUUGGUGACCUUGCCACUCAGUACUUUGCGGACCGGGAUAUCUUCUGUGCUGGCCGCGUUGCAUCCGACGACAUGGACCGUGUGUGCCAGGCCACUGGUGCCGCGACACAGUCGACAUGCAGUGACAUCCAUGACCGCCACCUGGGCACUUGUGGCUCGUUCGAGGAGCGUCAGAUUGGUGGGGAGCGCUUCAACAUCUUCUCCGAGUGCCCCGGCGCCAAGACCUGCACCCUCGUGCUGCGUGGUGGCGCGGAGCAGUUCAUUGCCGAGGUGGAGCGAAGUCUGCACGACGCAAUUAUGAUUGUCAAGCGUGCUCUGCGCAACACCACCAUCGUCGCCGGUGGCGGUGCCUGCGAGAUGGAGCUGUCCAGCCACAUGCACGGAUUCGCCGACCGCAACGUCCCGCACAAGCAGCAGGCCGUGGUCAAGGCGUUCGCCAAGGCCCUGGAGGUGAUCCCCCGCCAGCUGUGCGACAACGCUGGCUUCGACUCCACGGACAUCCUCAACCGGUUGCGUGUGGAGCACCGCAAGGGCAAUGUCUGGGCUGGUGUGGACUUUGACAAUGAGGGCGUUCGGGACAACAUGGCCGCCUUUGUGUGGGAGCCCAGUCUGGUCAAGGUCAACGCCAUCCAGGCGGCGGUGGAAGCGGCUUGCCUGAUCCUGAGUGUGGACGAGACGAUAAAGAACGAGGAGUCUGCCCAGCCUGGGGCCCCGCAACGCGGUCUGCCUCCGGGUGCUGCGCAACGGGCUCUCCGGGGCCGCGGCCGCGGGAUGCCCCGACGGGGAUAA
This is a messenger RNA of Penicillium alfredii, 1692 nucleotides long. RefSeq names its product chaperonin-containing T-complex subunit CCT7. The coding region runs from base 1 to 1692 and encodes 563 amino acids. Gene Ontology annotation, molecular function: ATP binding; ATP-dependent protein folding chaperone; ATP hydrolysis activity. The transcript is spliced from 6 exons. The record is from RefSeq and is a predicted model, not a curated record. NCBI's taxonomy places the organism in Eukaryota, Fungi, Ascomycota, Eurotiomycetes, Eurotiales, Aspergillaceae. Gene Ontology annotation, biological process: protein folding. Gene Ontology annotation, cellular component: chaperonin-containing T-complex.